Molecule: messenger RNA, 1537 nt
Organism: Cloeon dipterum
Lineage: Eukaryota; Metazoa; Arthropoda; Insecta; Ephemeroptera; Baetidae
Product: protein commissureless 2-like
Exons: 2
Coding region: 130-720 (196 amino acids)
Biological process (GO): axon guidance
Source: RefSeq, a predicted model, not a curated record
UUCACUCCUGCAGUCAAGUGCGACGGCCUGUUGAGUCAGUCAGCGUCUGUCCUCCGACCGAGCAGGACGCGCGAAUCAAUUUUCUAGUUUCGUGCCGAGUGGCGUUGAAAUGCAGUGAGUGCGGCGACGAUGCCGGGACAGCAGUACCUGGUGGACGACACGGCCGCCUGGCCCUCCCCCGGGCUCAUCCUCGGCUCGAGGGGAAGCGACCGCUUCCUCGCCGUCACCCCCAGGUCGUUCUCCUUCGAUGCGGUGGACGCCGCCGAUGUCGACAAUUCGGGCGUGCACAUGCCCACGGACUACGACCGCUUCAUGGCCGACGUGUGGGUCGGAGUGGUGCUCACCCUCAUGGUCUUCAGCUGCCUCUGCUGCAUGUGCUCCUGCAUGCUCUACCACCGCUUCCAGGAGUGGAAAAGAGGAGUAUUGGCGGCCGCGGCUGGGCGGGAGCACAGCGAAAACGGCCCCUUGCCGGAAGAAGCGCUGCCCAACUACACUCUAGUCUCUGGCCUGCCGAGUUACGACGAGGCCCUGCAGCAGUGGCGGGCGGCCCGCGUGCACCGCAAGAGCUCCGUGUCCAAAAUGGCCGAGGCCAUUCAGGCGGCCGCGGCCAAAACGCCGCCGCCGGCGCCCUUACGCAGACUGUCAGUGCUCGAGUUCUUGCUGCACUACAAAGGACAAAAGACGGUGCCAAAUCUCAGCAGACACGUGGCCGAAGUUUGAUCAUAUGCACUCUUUUUUUGUUAAAUUUAUAGCAAAAAGGUUCAUCAAAGGUUAUUGCUGUAAAAAUUGCAAGUUUUCAAAGCUAGAAACUCAAAUAUAUUUUUUGUAAGAUAAUAUUUUAAUAAUGGCUGCAUUUUCUUGAUUGAAAAAUAAUUGCAUGUCUCCAAAAAUUUUCUAAAGAGAUUAAUUAGGCUUUUUAUUUUCAAGUUGAUUUUGCAAGCAGCUUCCUCAGUGUAUAGUAAGCCUUUUUAUUUUUUCUAUACUUCUACAGAGCUAUUUUUAUUUUUAUAAACAUUUUGAGACCAGCAAUUUUAAAAUUAAAAAUUUGCGGGGAUAAACCUGUUGAGCCUAUUUUCAGGUUUAUUCAAACCCUGAUUCAGAACCAAAAUAUGAUUUUCACUACAUGUUUUUUGUUUAUAUACUUAAAUUGUUUUAAGAGCAAUCAAUCAAUGAACUAAAAAUUCUGUUGACCGAUUGAGUGAAGGAAAAGUCCAAGAAAUCUCUAGUUUUAGUGUAAUAUCUGAAUGAACGAAAAUGAAGACUGAUUUCAUUUAUAUAAUAUUGUACAAGAGGUCAACACUGCAAUGUGUGUGUUUUUUAUCUCACAGUUACUGAAUAAGAAGUAAGAAAUAAUCGUGUUUUCCAACGAGUGUUGCACCUGACUUGUUUCGAAGCCGUCCGCCUUGUACUCGCUGAAAUAAAUGCUAUUAUUAUGUGAGACACUCGAGCGAGAAGAAAAAGUGAAAAGUGCAUCCAGAUCAGGAUAAGCCAGCGGAUUAUUCUUGUUGGUUCAAUGCUAAAUAAAUGGAAGAGAAAA